AUGGGUCAUGCUGAAGUUGUGAGUGACUCUGACCUACAAGUUGUCAAUGGCCAUGAGUGGUACAUACCCCAUCAUGGUGUUUUUCACCCAAAGAAGCCAGGCAAGCUUCGAGUAGUGUUUGCUUGUAGUGCUGUGUUUAAUGGACAAAGUUUAAACAGUCACCUUCUACAAGGUCCUGACUUAACAAACACCCUUAUUGGAGUCCUCUGUCGCUUUCGCAUGGAAAAGGUUGCAUUUGCGUGCGACAUUGAACAAAUGUUUCAUCAAUUUAGAGUCGCCGAGAAAGAUCGAAACUACUUGAGGUUCUUUUGGUGGUCAGAUAGUAGUAUGAAACAACCUGUAGUGUAUCGUAUGUGUGUUCACCUAUUCGGCGUCAGUUCAUCCCCUGGUUGCGCAAAUUUUGGGUUAAAACAGACUGCCAAGGACAAUGAACUUGAGUUUGGAGAAGAAGUAGCUAACUUCUUGCGACACAAUUUUUAUGUGGAUGAUGGACUCAAGUCUGUUCCUUCUGUCGAAGAAGCUAUUCGCAUGAUAGAUUCUAUUAUCCUUGUAGGCAAGCAGAUACUGCAGCAGCUAUGUGCACAGAAUGCAGACUGGGAUGAUCCAGUUCCUGACAACUUAAAAUCAAAAUGGGAGCAGUGGAGAAAUGAGCUUAACAUUCUUGGGUCACUUAGAAUAAGCAGAUGUUUUAAGCCUAAGGAGUUUGGUGAAGUCAUAUCUGCUGAAAUACAUCACUUUUCAGAUGCAAGCAUGGACGGCUAUGGUCAGUGUUCAUACCUCAGAUUAAUCGAUAACAAGGGCCAGGUCAGUUGUUCUCUUCUUAUGAGUAAGGCUAGAGUUGCACCACUUAAGCCUAUCACUAUUCCUCGUCUUGAGCUGGCUGCAGCUGUUGUCUCAGUAAAAAUUAGCGUCUUAUUACGACAAGAGUUACAAUUUCCAGAUGCACUUGAGAAUUUUUGGACUGAUAGUAAGGUAGUUAUUGGUUAUGUUGGGAACGAUUCACGGAGAUUUCAUGUGUAUAUAGCUAAUCGUGUCCAACAGAUUAGAAGUCACAGUGAUCCAUCCCAGUGGAGGUAUGCUGAGUCAGAACUCAAUCCUGUGGAUAUUGCAUCAAGGGGUUCAUCGGCUUAUGCCCUUGUACACAAGUCCAAUUGGUUUAAAGUCCCAGAUUUCCUGUGGAAUAGUCAACUUCCACCUAUCGAAAAUGUAAUCCCGCCUUUGCCAGAUGAUGGUAAGGAGCUAAAAAAGGCUCAUACAUUUAGAACCUUUGGUGCUUCUACCAAUCUAGGGGAAAUCUGUUCGCGUUUCGAGUAUUUCUCUAGCUGGAGACGAUUGAAACUUGCAGUUGCUCUAUGUCUUAAGUACAUUGUCUGUCUUAACAAACGUGUUAGGUCGUCCAAAGCUGAACAGCCGAUUGCUCAGACUGAGGGAGAGGCGAGUUGUCAGUCUGCCGUAUCAGUGGAAGUUUUGUUAGUAGCAGAUCAAAUCGUUGUCAAGGCUGUGCAAGCGGAUGCAUUUUAUGAAGAAAUUAAAACUCUCCCCGUAACCUAA
Mercenaria mercenaria is the source of this 1551-nucleotide messenger RNA. RefSeq lists its product as uncharacterized. NCBI's taxonomy places the organism in Eukaryota, Metazoa, Mollusca, Bivalvia, Venerida, Veneridae. The coding region runs from base 1 to 1551 and encodes 516 amino acids. The transcript is spliced from 2 exons. The record is from RefSeq and is a predicted model, not a curated record.